Molecule: messenger RNA, 558 nt
Organism: Fulvia fulva
Lineage: Eukaryota; Fungi; Ascomycota; Dothideomycetes; Mycosphaerellales; Mycosphaerellaceae
Exons: 2
Coding region: 1-558 (185 amino acids)
Molecular function (GO): protein binding
Source: RefSeq, a predicted model, not a curated record
AUGGCAUCCCGUACUGACACAAGCGAGCAAGCUGCCGCAACACCUCAUACGACUUCCGCUCCAGUGCAGGUCUUUGCUGUUACAGAGCUACUCGAUAAUAUCCUGCUCCAGCUACCACUCCGCAACCUUCUUCUAGCGCAGCGCGUGGACUGCACAUGGCGUGACACCAUACAAACUUCCCCUCAGAUCCAGCAAGCAUUCUUCUUCCGGCCACACAGCAUUAGUCUAGUAAAAGUGGCCGGCUUCAGAACACCAAUGCGAUGCGCAUCGCGAGACGAGUGCCCACUUGGGGACUACGGAGACAAAGAUUACCAAACUCCACUAAGAUGGAAGUCUGAGACUACUGGGUCUACCGUCGACUACGUCGUUCGCAACCCAUUGUUACCUCUUGGAGGAGGGGGCGCCCGCACCAUCCACCUGAUGCCUGGAGGAGACAAGAUUAUCAAACAACCUGCUUGGAAGCGACCGGAGGCGUCCUGGCGUAGCAUGCUAUCACUCAGCCAGCACUUCAAGAGACUACUGCUGAUUUUGGUGUGUCACACCAUCUCCAUGCGAUAA